Messenger RNA from Peronospora farinosa, 399 nucleotides. Lineage: Eukaryota; Oomycota; Peronosporomycetes; Peronosporales; Peronosporaceae. The record is from the annotation of a GenBank genome assembly.
AUGCAGACGCGCAACGAGGGACGUAUAGCUCCAAUGAAGAAGACUUGUCAGUUAAACGAUACGUUUGAAGAAGACACGAGUUCUUAUGACGGAGAUAAGGAGAAUGAGGUGAACGCAUUGAAGACAAGGAGGAAGCGUAAAGACGGUGCUAGAGCCUCUCGUGAAGGGAAGAAGAAGGGACUGUCAAAAAGACAGAAGGUUGGCAAUUCAGCAGGUAACGCUCUAGGCCAAGAAUCGCCACCAAUUUUUACGUUUAGAACGAAAAAAACAUCUUUUCGCAAGCGAAAAACGCUGAAACUGGAGCGACAAGUCGAAGAAGAAGAGAAGAAUAAAAAGCGCAUCGAGGACUUGGUCGCCUAUUUCAAAAAGUUGGACGCACAGAAGCUGGAAACGGCGUAA